AUGGCGAUGCCCGCUGCUCUCAGGGCCUUAACUAUCUUCUAUGUGCUUGCAGUCCUUGCUGCAUAUCAGGCAGAAGGCCGGCACCAUCAGCCUGAUUGUCCUUCUUUCUCGUGCGGCCCUCUUGCAAAUGUAUCGUCUCCAUUUCGUCAGGCAAGUGAUCCACCUGGCUGCGGCUAUCAAUCUUACGAGCUGGUUUGCAGUGAUACCAAGGCUAUGAUUCACAUCGGCGAUGCGACAUACUAUGUGUCUGGCAUCAACAACAGGAAUUCUUCCUUCUGGGUUGUUGAUGCCGACUUGGAUUUACACAACAGCUGCCCUCUACCUCGGUGGAAUCCUCCAAACCCACCCAACAACAUGGAAAUCGAAUUGAGACCUCUUGUACAUAGUCGGGCUUGCUUUGUAAAAUGCUCUCAGGAAGUAAAGGGCACUGGUACAUACAUGCCUGUUGCUUGCCUAAGCACCAACGAUUCUUUUGUUUACGUGCUAACUGGCCACGGAUCUACAUACAUCGAGUAUCUUGAACCUUCGUGUGGGUACUUGGCUGUGACUCCUCGACCUUGGGAUGGUCGGACGCUAGAAAAUGCAAGUUAUGAAGAUGUUGUGAAAUCUAUGAGGAUAGGAUUUGCUGUUCGGUUUCCUUAUCCCAGGGAGAGCAUCAAGCAAUGCCUAAUAGACAUUUCUAAGUGUAGUCAUAAUAACCGUCUACUGGAUUUGGAAGUGGCUGGCUGGUUCAUAUUGGCACCACUGGCUAUGUUGAUUUUCCUAGCCUACAAGUAUUGGAAAACAAGAAUAACAAUUGAUGCGGUCGACAAGUUCCUCCGAAUGCAGCAAAUGAUUGGUCCGACGAGGUACGCCUACACCGACAUCACCGCUGUCACUAGCCAUUUCAGAGAUAAGCUGGGGCAGGGAGGCUAUGGCUCUGUAUUUAAGGGUGUGUUGUUGCCAGGCAAUGUUCACAUCGCAGUCAAGAUGCUAGACGGUAAAUCCAACUGUAAUGGAGAAGAUUUUAUCAGUGAAGUUUCAACCAUUGGCAGGAUCCACCAUGUUAAUGUGGUGCGUUUACUGGGGUUUUGCCCAGAGGAAAUGAGGCAAGCGCUUGUCUACGAGUACAUGCCUCGAGGUUCUCUCGACAGGUACAUCUUCUCAUCUGAGAGGAGUUUUUCUUGGGAUAAGCUUGCCGAGAUAGCUUUGGGCAUUGCCAAGGGCAUCGACUACCUGCAUCAGGGUUGUGAGAUGCAAAUUCUCCACUUCGACAUCAAGCCCCACAACAUCCUUCUCGACAACAAUUUUGUCCCCAAAGUUGCUGAUUUCGGUCUCGCCAAACUAUACCCAAGGGACAACAGUUUUGUGCCAUCGAGAGCCCUAAGAGGAACAAUUGGGUACAUAGCUCCUGAGAUGAUAUCUCGUAGCUUCGGCGUCGUAUCGAGCAAGUCCGAUGUUUACAGCUUUGGGAUGCUGCUGCUGGAGAUGGCUGGAGGAAGAAGGAAUGCUGAUCCAAAUGCGGCAAGCUCGAGCCAAGCGUACUACCCAUCGUGGGUGUAUGGCCGGCUAGCUCAACAAGACAAUGUUGGUGAGAUAUCUGCUCAAGUUGAUACUGAGAUGCACGAGCUAGAGAGGAAGCUGUGUAUUGUUGGACUUUGGUGCAUUCAGAUGAAGUCUCAUGAUAGGCCGACGAUGAGUGAGGUUAUAGAGAUGCUUGAAGGCGUCGCUGAUGCAUUGCAGAUGCCUUCCAGGCCAUUCUUCUGUGAUGAAGGGCAUGCCCAUACCGAGAAUAUUUACCACUUGUCGUCCGAGUUGACUGAAAUCUCUCAGGAGGAUAUGAGUGAAAAUAUUGGUGUGUGA
This is a messenger RNA of Hordeum vulgare subsp. vulgare (domesticated barley), 1842 nucleotides long. Its product is annotated as rust resistance kinase Lr10-like. The record is from RefSeq and is a predicted model, not a curated record. Gene Ontology annotation, biological process: protein phosphorylation. Bases 1 to 1842 code for a protein of 613 amino acids. Gene Ontology annotation, molecular function: protein kinase activity; polysaccharide binding; ATP binding. NCBI's taxonomy places the organism in Eukaryota, Viridiplantae, Streptophyta, Magnoliopsida, Poales, Poaceae. The transcript has 3 exons.